AUGAGUAGUGAUACAGAGUCGAUAGAUCAAGAUGACUAUGCUAUUGAAGAUGAGAAUGAAUUGCUAAUGCACAACCAUAACACGCUUCCUAAGAACUGUAAGAAGUAUUGGAACAAGAGAUACAGUUUGUUCAGUAAAUUUGACGAAGGUAUCUUCAUGACAGCAGAACUUUGGUUCUCAGUCACCCCCGAAGAUAUUGCCAUAUAUACUGCCCAGCUAGUACUGGAGCUCAUGCCCGAAGCUCGUAAUAUAUUGGAUAUAUGCUGCGGUGGUGGAGGAAACACCAUACAAUUUGCUAACUAUUUUCCAAGUGUAGGAUCUAUCGAUAUCAACCCGACCAAUAUGAAGUGUACAAUGCACAAUGCAGCUGUAUAUGGAGUGGAAAACCGAAUAUGGCCCAAAGUGGGCGACUGGAACCAAUUCAGCCUGGUUUUACCUGAUGGAUCACCAAAUCAGAAGUGGAUCCCCCAGCAUCUACGCAAUACUACAACCCCGUCGGCCAUAUUUGACUUCAUAUUCUGUUCUCCUCCAUGGGGUGGUCCAUCCUACAAAGAUGCCGAUGGAUUCGACGUGUACAACAUGCAGCCAUUCCCCAUCAACCAAUUAUGCCAUCAGGUGAUGCAAUAUACCCAGAACUAUGGGCUUUUUCUUCCCAGAAGCACCAACCUCGACCAACUCAGACGCUUAACCACUGAAUUAUACGGAGACUCGGGCAAAUGUCGUAUUAUCUUUUUGAAUAUUAACGGCUAUUGCAAAGGUCUACUUGCGCUCUUUGGUCCUACAGUUUCUGCCGAAUCAGCCGAUUGUCAUUCGUUUCUCCCCGAGGAAGAAUACACAGCCUACUAA
Debaryomyces fabryi is the source of this 846-nucleotide messenger RNA. Its product is annotated as RNA methyltransferase. Gene Ontology annotation, molecular function: RNA cap trimethylguanosine synthase activity. Gene Ontology annotation, cellular component: nucleus. The transcript has a single exon. Bases 1 to 846 code for a protein of 281 amino acids. The record is from RefSeq and is a predicted model, not a curated record. NCBI's taxonomy places the organism in Eukaryota, Fungi, Ascomycota, Pichiomycetes, Serinales, Debaryomycetaceae. Gene Ontology annotation, biological process: 7-methylguanosine cap hypermethylation; 7-methylguanosine RNA capping.